AUGCCUCUCGUCACACCAACCUCUACUGCCGGAACGUCGCAGCUAGACGACUGGACAAACAAACUUGUCGGAAAGACGAUCCACGAUGAGGAAUCCAAUGAAACUGUACGUCUGUCCCAUCCCAUCACAGCACUUACCCUUACCGAGCUGACCUGGAGCGGUCAGGCCUUCUGCAAACGGAACCUUCCUCAGCCUUCACGCAUCGUCAAGCCUGGUAUGAUGGUCACCAGGGAUUUCAAGGAGGAUAGGCUGAAUGUCCACGUCAACGAUGACGGUAUCGUCUCUCACGUUACCUACGGGUAG
Geosmithia morbida is the source of this 303-nucleotide messenger RNA. Its product is annotated as Peptidase inhibitor I78 family. The coding region runs from base 1 to 303 and encodes 100 amino acids. Lineage: Eukaryota; Fungi; Ascomycota; Sordariomycetes; Hypocreales; Bionectriaceae. The record is from RefSeq and is a predicted model, not a curated record. The transcript has a single exon.